Molecule: messenger RNA, 1044 nt
Organism: Rotaria socialis
Lineage: Eukaryota; Metazoa; Rotifera; Eurotatoria; Philodinida; Philodinidae
Source: the annotation of a GenBank genome assembly
AUGGGUCCAGCCAAUAGUGUGAAACGAAGUCAAACGGAGAUUCAGUCGUUUCUUGAAAAAGAAAAGGAAAAGUUCGUUGCCAAACUUGACAGUCCUCUACGACAAAAUGCUAGUCUAAGUGAUUUUGAACUUGUACGUACGAUCGGUACGGGAUCGUUUGGUCGAGUAAUUCUGGUUAAGCAUCGGACUGAUUCUGAAAAUGAAAGAAUUGCUUUGAAAGUUCUCGAAAAACAAGUUAUUAUUAAAAUGAAGCAAAUCGAUCAUACAUUAGCAGAGAAAAAGAUUCUUCAAGCAUUAUCAAGUCCAUUUAUUGUUAAACUGUUAUACACGUUUAAGGAUAAUUCCUAUCUAUAUCUUGGCCUGGAAUUUGUACCUGGAGGUGAACUUUUCGCACAUUUACGUGCUCUUGGCCGUUAUUCAGAAGACAUGGCUAGAUUCUAUAGUGCACAAAUCGUACUUGCUUUCGAAUAUCUUCAUCAUUUAAGUGUUAUUUAUAGAGAUCUGAAACCGGAAAAUUUACUUUUUGGAUCUGAUGGUUAUUUGAAAAUAACAGAUUUCGGUUUUGCAAAACGUGUGAAAGACCGUACAUACACAUUAUGUGGAACACCUGAAUAUCUUGCCCCAGAAAUAAUUCUCAGUCGUGGCUAUAAUAAAGGUGUCGACUACUGGGCAUUAGGUGUAUUAUUGUACGAAAUGACUGCUGGUUAUCCACCGUUUUUUGCCGAUCAGCCUAUACAAAUCUAUGAAAAAAUUGUGUCCGGUCGCGUGCGUUUUCCAGCUCAAUUCACAGUUGACCUGAAAGAUUUACUUAAAAACUUACUACAAGUUGAUUUAACACGUCGCUAUGGCAAUUUGAAAUCUGGUGUUAAAGAUAUUAAAGAACAUCGAUGGUAUAAAGAUGUUGACUUCAUCGCUGUUUAUGAAAAAAGUGUUGAAGCACCAUUUAUACCAAAAACUGAUAAAGACAACUACGACAUAUAUGACGAACAGCCGUUACAAGUCGGCACGGUUGAUCGGUAUCCCAAGGAGUUUAUGGAAUUUUAG